This is a messenger RNA of Aspergillus welwitschiae, 5142 nucleotides long. Its product is annotated as ankyrin repeat protein. Gene Ontology annotation, molecular function: protein binding. NCBI's taxonomy places the organism in Eukaryota, Fungi, Ascomycota, Eurotiomycetes, Eurotiales, Aspergillaceae. The transcript has 6 exons. The coding region runs from base 1 to 5142 and encodes 1713 amino acids. The record is from RefSeq and is a predicted model, not a curated record.
AUGGCGGCUACCUUUACCCUGCCGAUACUGCCCGCCAAACAUCGGGACCUGCCGAGCUGGAUCCAGAGCCACCCGAACACUCCUCUCGAGCAGAUUAUCGCACCAUACAAUGAAUACGAUGCGGUGGCACGCAAACUGUUUGCUCAAGACGGCACUCAUGCAGCCCUGCAGGACAAUCACCUCAAUAUCGUGCCCCUCUACGACUCCAAUGGCAGGUCGGACAUCCGUGUACGGGCUCGAGACUUAUCUUCGGAGUCCUCUAUGACUAAAGAACAGUAUAUCAUGCCCUUGAAGGAAGAAGGCCGACGUCCCAAUGGCUCUCCGGCAGUGGUUCCAACCUUAGACGAGUUCCGAACCAACUUCAACGUCUUUUCCGAAGGUGCAUUGAGCGACAUGGACUGGAGCAAUGUCGUGGUCGCCGGAAGUGCAGUAGUCACUUGCCUGCUCCCAGUUCCCGAAAAGUAUCGGGAUUCGAAGCGGUCAUUGCGAGAGUACUAUCAUGAAAAAGUUGCGCCCGCCUCGGAUGUGGAUAUGUUUCUCUACGGCCUAGACGAAGCGCAGGCUAUUGAGAAAAUCAAGCAGAUUGAGGAUAAGGUUAAGAACGCGAUCCUUUACGAAACAACCACAGUGCGAACAAAAAACGCCAUCACGAUCGUUUCGCAAUAUCCCACACGCCAUGUGCAGAUAGUGCUUCGCAUAUACAAAUCUGUCUCCGAGAUUUUGACUGGGUUCGAUGUCGAUUGUUCCUGUGCUGCUUUUGAUGGAAAGCAAGUCUUUGUCUCUCCACGUGCCUUGGCUUCGUAUAUCACCCAAAUCAAUACGAUUGAUUUGUCCAGACGCUCGCCUUCUUAUGAGAACCGCCUCUCAAAGUACUCUCAUCGGGGGUUCGAAAUAUUCUGGCCGCAGCUGGAUCGGUCCCAAAUAGAUCCGACAAUAUUCGAGCGGAGCUUUAGUAGGACAGUUGGUCUGGCGCGCCUCCUGGUUCUGGAGAGGCUUCCAAAAUCGUCAGACCGGGAGUCUUAUAUAGAGCAGAGACGACGGGAGCGUGGACGGCCAGCCCCGAGGUCUAAUAGGUGGAAGCAGUCAGGUAACAUUAAGGAUGACUGGGUGGAUGAGAUUCCCGACUGGGAAGAGGGAGAGGAGAUUUCUGACUACCAUACAUUUACUAUUCCUUACGGCCCCAGAUUCAAAGCUCGAAAAGUCGAAAAACUCAUUUAUACGAAGGACCUCUUGCUCAAUGCGGAGUGGAACAAGCCCAAAGACAGAGAAGUUAACCUCCACCGACAUCCAGCAUUCUUUGGCAAUGUCGUAGAUGUCAUCGGUGACUGUUGUGGCUGCUGCCCAGAGCCGAUGACUCCUGAAGAGAAAGAGAUAGCCGAGAAAGAAAGCAAAAUCUAUAUUUCUGGUAAAAUCUCUUUUAUUAGAGACAACCCAGGUCGCCAAGAGAUUGGUAGCUUCAACCCGAUUACAGAGACCGACUGGACUGAAAUGGCAUACAUAGGUAACACCGAGAGGCUGUGUCAUGCUAUUGUCGAAUGCGAUAUCGAAGGAGUUAAGGCAUGUCUCGCAGAAGAAAUGAUAGAUCCUAACGAUCGUGACCAUACUGGAAGGACUCCAUUGCAAUUGGCUUGCUUGGCCUCAACAAGCGACAUUGUGCAAUGCCUUGUCGACCAUGGGGCAAGAAUGAUCUCCCGUCUGGCCGACGGCCGGACAGCACUGCAUCUGGCUGCUGCUCGAGGCGAUUUGGAGAUGGUCAGAGUGCUUUUGCGCAAGAGCAAGCAAAACGAGAGUGAACAGGCUCAGCUUGAAAAACGGUCAGAUGGGGAUAGCGAUGAGUGUCAGCAAGAGCCCGACACUAGUGAGAGUCAAAGCGUUGAUUCCGACUCGUUCGUUCAUGUCAAGAAAGAGGCUGAUAAUGUGGAUGGCAUCGAUUUGGCCAUGACUGAAAACGAGCAAGAACCGGACAUAUAUGACAUCGAUGUAGUCGCCUGGGAUGUUCCCACAUCAGCGCUUCAUCUUGCCAUUCUGCAUGGUCAUAUUGAUGUGGCUCACGAGCUGAUUACCUCGUUUGGAGCUGAUCUAGCGCUUCCGGUCAAGCUGCUCUGGCCCGGCCAGGAUAGGGCGCGAGCUGCUAUCUUAUGCCUUGUCCUGGCACUUCGACUGCCUCUCGAAAAAUCGAUUACAAUGACAGAGAAAUUAUUGCAGCUUGGGGCACUUCCAACACAGGCAGAUAUUAACAGCGCUACCCCACUGCACUAUGUAGUUGCUUGUGAUUUCACCGAUUCUUCUGAAAUUCUCGAGACCUAUUUCCGUCAGAACCGUUCGGCAACAGUGAAAGCGCUGAAUUUUCUCUCCUCCUUGUCUAAUCCCUGGAAUGUCAAGGCUCAUUCGACUCUCACGUUAGCCCUUAGUUUGAGAAACGGCAUGGCCGCAAACAAGCUGAUUGAAGCUGGUGCAACACCCCAGAUUGACUUCGAAUCCUUCGUGAAUCCCGGCCAGGCUAUCUAUAGGGUGAUCAAGUCAAACUCAUCAGAGAGGAACAAAGCUAUCUUUCGGCAUGACUUUACCCAACCUAUCAUUCUCGCAGUCCAGAACGACCUACCAGCAAUUGCUGACCGGCUGCUCCAUAGCGAUGGCGUCGAUCCAAAUACUCUCACCCCCGAAGGAUAUAUGGUACUGGACAACGAGUAUAUGCGAAGCUAUACCGUGGGAAAGUCUGUACUCGACUGUGUCCGAGACAAGAUCAGGGCAUUGGGCAAAUAUCAUGGCGAGAAGUUGGACGUCUCACCUCCUUGCCAACUAGUGAAACCUGAUGACUGUCUGAACGGGCUACAGCCUGACACAUACCACCGUUGGACUGUAGAAAGGGCAGUACGCCGAGCAAAGGCACAGUACGAAAAGGACCAGAAAAGGUAUAAUUUGGCGAUCUAUUCCAAUAAAAAGCGCGAAGGUGUGAAGGAGAAGACUUUGGAGGCUCGGGCCGCUCUUGACGCUUAUAAGGCAUUGGAGAAUGCCUUGGUGGCAAAGGGUGCGAAAUCUUUCUACGACAUCUAUCCAGACUUCGAGAAGCCCUGGAAGAGGAGAAGAACUGGGAAUAAGAGCGACUCUGACUCCAAGGGCCAAGAACCAGAGCCUUUCAGGGUCGAAACCAACUUCUGCGUACCAGACCUCACCGAUGAAAAGAAGCAGAGGUACUUUGGCCUUUUCGAGGCUGCUUGGCGCGGCGACCUUGAUACCAUCAAGGCCCUCACGCUAGUUACGUCUAAUGCCGAAAACCAACAGGGCCCAUUGCAGAUUGCAGUAUGGGACAAGGACAAUUUCUCACCGUUUUCCAUUGCAGUACUGCGUGGACACCUCCAUGUGGCAAAGGCUAUUCUAGAAAUAGUACAAGCCCAGUUCAAACGUGAGGAUUCUGUCGCUCGUGAAAGAUUCGAGAUGGACAUCGAUGCCUUCCAUGACGGGGAAGAAAAUUGCAUAUAUCGGGAGAUUGUUGAUGACAGAUUCACGAUUGAGAACAUAGGAGAGGUAGCAACGCAAGUGGAGUGUUCGAUAUCGCCUCUUGAAGUAUUCUCCCGGUAUUGUCCAGCCCACAUGUUUCUUGACGAAGGGUCUGAGUCUGAGAAAUAUAUCGAUCUGGUAGAAUAUGCGGUGGGACAGAACAACGUGGAUCUACUGGUCUUUUUGCUUCGGCUGGGACAAGAGCUUACGAACAGGGACAAGACGGUCGAACCUGGGGUUCAUAAUUUCGGUGCCUCUGCUUUCCCACUGGCAAUCACAAAGGGUUACUUAGGGUGUCUCGAGGCGAUCGUCAGGUAUACUGGCGCGGACCUUCCUGUCGACAAUCUGCUUCAGAAGUGUGAUAUCGACGUUAAGGAGAAGCCGAAAUAUUAUCAAGGGUUGUCUAUACGUGGGAAGAAAAGGGCAGAUUGGGCCGCUGCGGGAAGAGGAUUACCUGUUUCAUCGGCAGAACAAGAGACGCCUUUGCUCACAGCGGCGCAUUCAGGGUCAUUGGCGAGUGUGGAAUGGUUUCUCAGCCCAGACUCGGCCAAAACCUAUGUUGAGUUUGUCAAAACGAAUGAGCAUAUAAACAAACUGAAGCUCUUCUCACAGUCGGUGGAAGACAUGGAGAGGCCCGUGUUGAACUGGCUUCAGUGCAAGAACAACUAUCUUCUGCACUGUGCUGUACUUUCAAAGCCUACGCCGGAAUCAUGCCAGCUAAUUGAAAGCCUCGUCAAGCGCCUUCCACAGUUUAUGGAGACGAAAUCGGCUGCAGGGCAUACGCCCUUGGCACUUGCAUUCUCCCUCGGCAAGAUAGACUUCGCCAAUAUCCUUAUCAAAGCCGGCGCAAAUCAGGCAGCUCGUGAUCGUCAAGGCAACAACUUGAUGCACCUAAUGUUGUGUGACAUCAAUGGUAACGCUCGAGAAGAGCUAGGCAAUAUACCAAAGCUUCUUUCCUUGCUCGAUCCCCGGUUGGUCCCAUCGCUGCUGACGGAGCGAUCCUCCGAUGACCCGGGGUCGCUGACGCCACUUGCUCGUUGGAUGCAUAAGAGUUAUCACGCUUGGUCAAGGGGAUCGAGCGGAUGGGAAUUCGACCGCGGCCGAGAAACAGAUGGCAAGCUGGCUAUUAUCCGUUGUUUCCUCGAGUUUGCCCAGUCAACGGGUCAAAAGCAUCUGGAUAUGUUUGACGGUACAGGAAACACCCCUGUUCAUGAAGCAGUCAAGCAUCAGUACCCCAAGAUGUUUGAGGCUAUGAUUGGAUAUCGUCCUGAUCUUCUCCAUCGCGAGAAUGCGACCGGAAGCACCCCAUUGGAGUUAGCUACCGACAAUUGGGUGUCCGAGGCCACGUCCAAUCCGCCACAAAUCCUAUCCGACAGAGGGCAGUACGAGGCGGAACACACGCGGAGUGCAUGUCUUUUAGACCGGAAACCCGAGUCGUACCUUCCUAGGUAUCCAGAUAGGCCGGAAAGUGAGAGACAGGCAAUUUAUAGAUUUGCCUGCGAACGAGCCAUCACCCAGUCGCGUAAACGGAAGCUAGUGAGCCUGAACGAAGCGAAUGAGGUGGCUAAGCGACUUGCUACGCGACAAAAUAGAGUGGCGUCUACUACCGAGGAGGACGACGUUGUGAGCCGGUGGUAUCGCUAG